Molecule: messenger RNA, 6423 nt
Organism: Marmota flaviventris (yellow-bellied marmot)
Lineage: Eukaryota; Metazoa; Chordata; Mammalia; Rodentia; Sciuridae
Gene: Bicd2
Product: BICD cargo adaptor 2
Biological process (GO): retrograde vesicle-mediated transport, Golgi to endoplasmic reticulum; regulation of microtubule cytoskeleton organization; protein localization to Golgi apparatus
Cellular component (GO): cytosol; Golgi apparatus
Molecular function (GO): dynein light intermediate chain binding; cytoskeletal adaptor activity; dynactin binding
Source: RefSeq, a predicted model, not a curated record
GGCGGCGGCGGCGGCAGCUGAGGAGGGCCCGGUUGCGGGAGCCGCGGGGUGGACCGGCCUCGGCGCGCCGCCACUAUGUCGGCGCCGUCGGAGGAGGAGGAGUACGCGCGGCUGGUGAUGGAGGCGCAGCCCGAGUGGCUGCGCGCCGAGGUGAAGCGGUUGUCCCACGAACUGGCAGAGACCACGCGCGAGAAGAUCCAGGCGGCCGAGUACGGGUUGGCGGUGCUGGAGGAGAAGCACCAGCUCAAGCUGCAGUUUGAGGAGCUCGAGGUGGACUAUGAGGCCAUCCGCAGCGAGAUGGAGCAGCUCAAAGAGGCAUUCGGACAGGCGCACACAAACCACAAGAAGGUGGCUGCAGAUGGCGAGAGCCGCGAAGAGAGCCUGCUCCAGGAGUCGGCCUCCAAGGAGCAGUACUAUGUGCGGAAGGUGCUGGAGCUGCAGACGGAGCUGAAGCAGCUGCGCAACGUCCUCACCAACACGCAGUCAGAGAACGAGCGCCUCACGUCAGUGGCCCAGGAGCUGAAGGAGAUCAACCAGAAUGUGGAGAUCCAGCGCAGCCGCCUGCGGGAUGACAUCAAGGAAUACAAGUUCCGGGAGGCCCGCCUGCUGCAGGACUACUCCGAACUGGAGGAAGAGAACAUCAGCCUACAGAAGCAAGUGUCUGUGCUCAGACAGAACCAGGUGGAGUUUGAGGGCCUCAAGCAUGAGAUCAAGCGCCUGGAGGAGGAGACUGAGUACCUGAACAGCCAGCUAGAAGACGCCAUCCGGCUCAAGGAGAUUUCAGAACGGCAGCUGGAGGAGGCUCUAGAGACACUGAAGACGGAGCGGGAGCAGAAGAAUAGUCUGCGCAAGGAGCUGUCGCACUACAUGAGCAUCAAUGACUCCUUCUACACCAGCCACCUGCAGGUCUCCCUGGAUGGCCUCAAGUUCAGUGACGACACUGCUGCCGAGCCCAACAAUGAUGCAGAGGCCCUAGUCAAUGGCUUUGAGCACGGUGGCCUGGCUAAGCCAUCACUGGACAAUAAGACGUCCACACCCAGGAAGGAUGGGCUGGCACCCCCCUCCCCCAGCCUCGUCUCUGACCUGCUCAGCGAGCUCCACAUCUCUGAGAUCCAGAAGCUGAAGCAGCAGCUGGUGCAGAUGGAGCGGGAGAAGGUGGGCCUACUGGCCACACUGCAGGACACGCAGAAGCAGCUGGAGCAAGCUCGGGGAGCCCUAUCCGAGCAGCAUGAGAAGGUGAGCCGCCUCACAGAGAAUGUGAGCGCCCUGCGGCGCCUGCAGGCCAGCAAGGAGCGGCAGACAGCCCUGGACAAUGAGAAGGACCGCGAUAGCCACGAGGAUGGUGACUACUAUGAAGUAGACAUCAAUGGGCCCGAGAUCCUGGCCUGCAAGUACCAUGUGGCCGUGGCCGAGGCUGGUGAGCUCCGUGAGCAGCUCAAGGCAUUGCGUAACACACACGAAGCUGCUGAGGUCCAACACGCAGAGGAGAAAGGCCGCUAUGAGGCUGAGGGCCAGGCACUCACCGAGAAGGUCUCCCUGCUGGAGAAGGCCAGCCGCCAGGAUCGGGAGCUACUGGCCCGGCUGGAGAAGGAGCUGAAGAAGGUGAGCGAUGUGGCUGGCGAGACGCAGGGCAGCCUGAGCGUGGCCCAGGAUGAGCUGGUCACCUUCAGUGAGGAGCUGGCCAAUCUCUACCACCACGUGUGCAUGUGCAACAACGAGACCCCCAACCGUGUCAUGCUGGACUACUACCGCGAGGGCCAGGGCGGGGCCGGCCGCACCAGCCCUGGCCGCACCAGCCCCGAGGGCCGCGGGCGCCGCUCACCCAUCCUCCUGCCCAAGGGGCUGCUGGCCACAGAGGUGGGCCGAGCAGAUAGUGCAGCUGGGGACAGCAGCCCCUCACCCAGCUCUUCACUGCCGUCACCCCUGAGUGAUCCCCGCCGGGAGCCCAUGAACAUCUACAACCUGAUUGCUAUCAUCCGCGACCAGAUCAAGCACCUGCAGGCUGCCGUGGACCGCACAACAGAGCUGUCCCGGCAGCGCAUUGCCUCUCAGGAGCUGGGCCCUGCUGUGGACAAGGACAAGGAGGCGCUCAUGGAGGAGAUCCUCAAGCUGAAGUCGCUGCUCAGCACCAAGAGGGAACAGAUCACCACGCUGCGCACUGUGCUCAAGGCUAACAAGCAGACGGCUGAAGUGGCCCUUGCCAACCUGAAGAGCAAGUAUGAGAAUGAGAAGGCCAUGGUGACUGAGACCAUGAUGAAGCUACGUAACGAGCUCAAGGCCCUCAAGGAAGACGCAGCUACUUUCUCCUCGCUGCGUGCCAUGUUCGCCACCAGAUGUGACGAGUAUAUCACACAGUUGGAUGAGAUGCAGCGGCAACUGGCCGCCGCGGAGGAUGAGAAGAAGACACUUAACUCCCUGCUGCGCAUGGCCAUCCAGCAGAAGCUAGCGCUGACCCAACGGCUGGAGCUGCUCGAGUUGGACCACGAGCAGACCCGACGGGGCCGUUCCAAGGCCACCCCCAAAGCCAAGCCAGUCACCCCGAGCGUAAGUCACACCUGUGCCUGUGCCAGUGACAGGGCUGAGGGCACUGGGCUCUCCAACCAGGUGUUCUGCAGUGAGAAGCACAGCAUUUACUGUGAUUAGGGCUGUGGGGGCGCCGCACGCUGCAGCUAACGUCUGCUUCACCUCAACUAACCCAGCAGCAGCGGGACAGCGGUGCUAGGCCGGUCUUAACGUGACUAAUGCACAGAGGGCAGGAUUCUAGCUGAGCAGCAGCAUGGGGCACAUCUGUCACCAGGAUGCUCCUGCGAGCUUUCUGUCGCUUCUUCCUCCUCAGCCCCCUCAGGAGCUCCUGGUGUCAGCUGUUGUCUUGGUGGGAUCCCAGAGGUGGGGGUGGAGCUGUGCUCCAUUACUGAAGACAAGUGCAAGAAGUGUCUUCCGGGGCCCCAGGCACUAUCGGGAAAACGCAAUGGAAAGAGUCCCGGUCCCGCUCCCUUGGGACCCUCAGAGGGGCAGAACCUGAAUUGAAACUUGCAUGUUCCUCGCAUGUGUCUAAUGUCAGCACCUGAAAGCAGUUGUAGAAGGUUCUGGCAUCCAGCCUCGGGAUGGCUCUGUGGUUGGCAUAGUUUUAAGGAAAGAGUUAUGUUGUAGUCUUUUGCAGGAUCUCACUGCAAAUCACAUUCAGGACAAAAGUACAGAAUUUCAUCCCCAGACCAAGAGAAGAGUGGCCCUGAGCUCCUGCAUUCUGCAGACAAGACUCACGUCUCAGACACAGCCGACUGUGGGUAGCACAGGAGAGCAGAGCUCAGCAGCCCUGGUUUCUGAGAUUUACAUGCUGGUCUGGUGGCCCUGUGAGGUCCCGAUUGACAGGGCCCAAGGCCUAGGGUUUCCUUUUUUAAUAAGAAAAGUGUUCCAAGUGCCUGGCCAGUUCUUGGUCCUCCGUGUGACGCCUGUCCUGUUGUAUUUGGAUAACCCAGGCUGCCCAUUUUCAGGCCUUCCUCCCAAGGAGUUUCCGACCUGAAGAAACAGGGCUUUGAGAACUGCAGCCUGAAGUCUGAGCUGCCAGCGGGCUCGGCUGAACUGCAGGAUACAGGUGUAGCAGAGCCCAGCCUUGUUCUGGGAGAGCUUUGCAUGGUCCCGGGGCUGGUUCCCUGGCUGGCAGGUAGAAGGUGUGUGGUUCUCUAUUUAGUGCAAUUUGGGGGUGGUGACAGAGGAAAGCUAGCCAAGGGCUUUCUUAUAUGGGGAGGCUCUGUCCACGCCAGAGCUGUGGCAUCAGGCAUCUGAGUUCACACGUUCUGAAGCAGAACUCUUCUCAGUAUUUUUCUCCUGAUCCCUUUCGGGGGCAGCUGGACCUGAGGCUACUGUCUCCUCCCAAUUGCUGCUUCCCUAAGGGAAGGGGACUAGCGUUGCCUGGUUCGAGGCCAUGUUGUCCUCAACAGCCGUCUGCCCACCACCCGCUCUUCUCUUUGGUGCCGAAGGUGGCUCGGUCUCCUCUGGAUUCUGGACACCACACAGUGCAGAACAGCUGGGGUGCAGAACAAGCCAUGUGUCCCCUGCAUGACCAUCCUGGGGAUGGCUGCCCGCAUGCCUACCCACCUUCUUCCUUGCUGUCUCCUCGCCAGGCCAGCACGCAGCUUCUCUUGUACUUGUAAUGGGCUUUGCGGGCACUCGGAGCCACCGGUCCCCCUAACACACACGCAGGUCUCCCUCGCCAACUAACGGGCUCGCACAUGCCCAGCACGAUCAGAGUUUUAGUUGUCGAGUGAACAGGAAGCAACAGGUGACCAAUUUCUAACUCUUUCUUGUUUUCUCCCAUUUUCAGCUGUAGAGUAGCUGCUGGGGAGGACGUGGCUACCCGGCCCUGUUACACCGCAGCCCCUUCCCCUCCCCUCCCAUGGCCAUGCAGAGGAAGGAAGGGCAACCUAAAAGUCCACUUAGAAACGUUUUGGCUAUGCCACUGCAAUUCUUUUCAAAAUAGCAUUCUCCGAGGUUUUAAUGGGAGUAAAAAAAAAAAGCUUUAAUAUUGAGAAUGCUGCAAGCUACUGCCUGAAAAGUCCUCUGCUUGGCCGAAGAACCUGCUUCCACAGCCCCCGCAGGCUUCUCGGAGCUCACGGGAACGCCCACCGUGGGCCUCCUUAGUAUACACGUUCCUUUUUUAUCCGAUCAACCUGUGCACUUUUGAUAUUUUGAUAUUAUACUUGCUUCCUUGAUUCCUCGCGUAGACAGUCUCAGAUGCCGUGGUCUGUGGUCGUGGUCCUGUAGCUGUCCGUCUUAGCUCCUGGCGUGUUGAUCUGGUGUCAGCACGAGACAGAGCUGUGUGCUCCGUAGUGUGUAGCUCUAGACUGGAAAGGAGGCUUCAACCCAGCAAGGAGCUCAGCUCGUGUAUCCACGCUGUGGUUCAGCCUUUUAGGUUUUACGGCGUUAUGGCUCAUGUUUGAAAUUACAGAUUUUAAAUGCCAUGUUCAUUAAGAAAUCCAGGGUAUUUCGAUUCUGGGGUUUUUCAUAUUGUAUUAUUAUUAUUCUUAGGAAUAGUUCAAUGUAACAAGAAGAAAACUUGACCUUUGCUCUGGUUAAAACAGUAAUAGGCACUUGAAAAAAAAGAUAAAUUAUUGAAUGAGUAGUAUUACCUACAAAUUCCAGAGUUGUCUGGGUUUUAGGACAUUGUGAAGCAUGACUGAUUAACAGAAUUUUAUGCAACUGUACCAGUGAAAUUCCAAAUUGGAAUUGUUUUGUUACUCUGGUUGUUGUGCCAAAUUGUGGUACACUUAGAAAAUUCUACAGUUGUCGAUUUUUUGGGUGUUCUAUUUCAACGCCUUUUUGUUAGUAAUCAUUGCCAGUAGUGCCUUCAUCAGUUAAGGGAGGUGUCCCAGCGAAGUUGAUUCUCUACAAUGUGCAGUGAAGAGCUAAUUGGGAAUGCUGAAGGCCAGUGUGGACCAACAGGUGGGAGCGGCACUCACCUCACACCUGUACCUGGGCAUCUUCAUUGAGGGAGAGAAAACAGUGAUUGUACAAAAUUCUGUUAGUCAGUGAUUCUUUACUUGCAAAUUCAGGGGCUUAGAAAACAAAACCACAAAACCUUGAGUGUGUUUUGGGAACCAAAUGGACUUUAUGGGACAAGCUAAGCAAGCUGUACGAACACCACGUUUGUGAAGAGCUGAGGGCGUUGAGAGAGCCGGCGUAGUCGGCACGUGAGUGGGGGACGAGGGUUAACCAUAGUAUUCUUUGCAAAUGUGAAAACAAGACAUUAUAUCUUCUCUUGCUUGGUGUAACUAAUCACUGUUAAUUUCAGGAAACAGAACUCAUUAAAGCUCCUUAGCAAACCAGGUCUGCAUCCUGUUCUGUUUGCUGAGUGAGGUUCACGGGUGUGGUCAGAUUGGUACUAUUGGAGGAAGAGAAGCUGUCCUCCAUCCUCCAAAAAAAGGGACAAAUUGUAAUAAUAUAAAUUGCAAGAAUCAAAGAAUUCUGUUUCCUGGAAUGAGCAUUUCUUAUUCCUAGUUGUUGGGACUCCUAUUUUUACCUUCUGUUACAGUGUUGAUUCAUAAGAAAUAUUGUUACAUUUGAGAUAACUUCAUCUGUAUGGGGUAUUUAUUUGCAAUGAUGUCUAAGUACUGUAUUUUUUCUGUGCAUUACCUUAGUGUCAGAAUGUUGGUCUUUAUUUUAAAGUCAUAUGCAUGUCUUCCUGCCAAGGAACCUUUACACAGACCCAAACAAACAAAUAAUAAUAAGCAAAUGCCUUCAAUUUCUGAGAAAAUGAGGCAGAGCAUGGAAAAGGAAUAGGAAGGAGAAAUUAAUUGAAACUCUCUGGACACAGACAUGUGACACAAAUGUCUACAAAGCCAGCAUGCAUAGGAACCGCGGGCCUGGGUAAAGAGUCACGUUGGUAGGACCAAUAAAUAAAGAAUAAUAAAAAGAUGAAGCACAUCG